Messenger RNA from Pseudovirgaria hyperparasitica, 6439 nucleotides. RefSeq lists its product as uncharacterized. Gene Ontology annotation, cellular component: nucleus; nuclear RNA-directed RNA polymerase complex. Lineage: Eukaryota; Fungi; Ascomycota; Dothideomycetes; Acrospermales; Acrospermaceae. Gene Ontology annotation, molecular function: helicase activity; zinc ion binding. The coding region runs from base 321 to 6269 and encodes 1982 amino acids. The record is from RefSeq and is a predicted model, not a curated record. The transcript has 2 exons. Gene Ontology annotation, biological process: regulatory ncRNA-mediated heterochromatin formation.
CUUCGUUGUAUUGAAUGUGACCAAUAGCUCACUCGCUGUUUAUGCUUUAUAGCAGCCUUCAAAACGCCCCGCUGCUUGUGUUACGUACCAAGUGCCUUGCUACUUUGUCUUCGUUCUCGCUUAGCUGGAAUUCUCGUUCCCAUCUUCAAUUAUCUCGUUUACCUCUUGGGCGUCGGCCUGUACCUGACAUUCUAUAACAAUUUCGAUAUAGCAAGAGUCUUACUUCACACAUCAUCCGUGGAAAGGAACCAUAGCUCUAGGGCAUAUAUUACAAGUAUUCCGAUUGGCCCCAGACGCAACCAUAUCACGUACCUCCAGCAAUGCAACGAGGUUACGAACCGAACGUAUCGAGUGGGGAGUGUCACGAAUUCAAGAGACGUGGAACAUGUAGUAAAAAGAGAUGCCCUUACAGGCACGGAGCUGCCAGUUCUAAUUCUGCCAGUUCGGUGCCCAACAGCAAGGCUGGUACGAAUAUCAAAGAAUGCUACGAAUUUAAGAAGAGUGGCACAUGCAGCAGAAAUAACUGUCGGUAUUCACAUGGUGCUGUCGGACACCGCGCACCCCUAGAAUCGCGAAGUAAGAAGGCUCCGACGAAGAAGGAGUCAUCCUCACCAAUAGAGAAGAAAUUGGCCUCCUGGACGUACCAAUGUCGUUCCAGCUCAGGGACUCCAUCCUACCUUCGAUUCGACGAGCUCAAACAGUUCUAUCAAGAGGCAAGAGACCUGUCGUACGCUGAUGACCCGGAUGUACUACAGAAAGUCAUCGCUGGACUCGCCAGCGAUGGGGGCCUUUUAUGGAUUAAAGACUUGGGAGAAAAUGUCCCAACACUCACGUCUAAAACUAAAGCAGCAGAUUAUUUUACCUACGUCCUCACUCCUUUCUUCGAAACUAUCACUCACCCAAAUGUCGAUGCCUUCGUCAUGUUAGAGCCUGAUACCCAACGCAUAUAUACGGCAGUAUACGGUCCCAAUGGGCGAAGAUUACAAGCAAUUUUCAGGCUCGUAAUUGAUAUCAUUGUCUCCAAGUCGAACGAACGGGAAACUACUUCAGUCGGAGAUACCCGCAAAAUUCUACGAAUUUGCGUGGAGGUUCUCAGUAAGGCUGCAGACUUCAACCAGACCUUGGCUAUCGACGACAAUAUCAAAAUGUUGGUGAAAAAGCUUUCGGAUUACAUUGACUUGAAUCUCCAACGCGAGGGUGCGGUCUUGUCGCCGCAUAUCCAAAUCUUCCGGGAACGACUGUUGCAACGGUUUGAAAUCGCGUCGGAAAUUCCCGACCUGCAGGUUUCAGUGAGCAUCCCGAAUCAGCGAGCAACUUUCGAACUCACACGCGACAUGCCAGGAGAAUUGUCAGAGUUGGGACCAAGACAUGACAACGAUUUCGUCGACAUCUCGAAGAUAGAAAUCAUGCCUACUACCCAAGAGAUCAUGUCUGAGCGUCAGGACUACCUCCCUCUACUCGAUAGCUCCACAUGGCAUGUGCCUGGUGUAAAGGGUUUGCUUGACAGACAUUUCCGACUGUUGCGCAAAGAUACCGUCGGGCAACUAAGCGAUGCCAUACAACAUCUCGCGAAAGCACGAAACACCAAAAACAAGUCAGCGUCAAGUCGGAAUGGCCUACGUCUUCACAGAUGGCGUAACAUCUGCGUUCAGAGCAUCAAUUGCGACAUGUUUGCCGGUCCUGUACUUGAAAUUUCUUUUGAGCAGGCACCCAACAUCAUUAAAAUGCCAUUGAAAGAGCGGGACAAAUGGUGGGCAUCCAGUAAGCGAUUAAACGCAGAUGCCCUGGUUUGCCUUCUGGAUGGGGAAGGGGUGGCCACUUUUUGUUCCGUUUAUGGUCCCCGAAAGACAACAGAAUCGAAUGGUAAGAAGUUCACUUCGCAGCUCCCGGCGGUAUCGCAGGACAGAAAGGACAAGAAAAAGGCUGUCGUCAACCUUACUCUCGUUGCAGAGGAUGGCGAGAGCUUUCGAAGCGCGCUUGACAGUCUCAGCAAGGCCGCGCCUCAGGCAAUAGAGCUCGUUGAGUUCCCCGGCAUUCUACUUGCGUCAUUCCUGCCAACCCUCAAAGCACUGCAGGUACUAAGCCAGAGAGGUGAAAUUCCAUUUGCCAACAUGCUGGUGCCAAAUUCAAUUCCGACACGGGGUACUUAUAACGUUCCGCCGCCGGCAUACGCUGCUGAGCCUCAUUUCAAGUUUGAUCUCAGUUGUCUUACCAAGGACUCCACUGAGCCGCUUGUAUUAUCUCUAGACCAGCCCUUAAGUGUGAAGGAUGUGUACUCUCAUACUCAGUUGGAUAAAGCCCAAGCCACCGCUCUUUUAAACUUGCUUACUCGAAGUAUCGGCAUUACACAGGGACCUCCAGGCUGUGGAAAAUCCUUCCUUGGAGUUGCAGCACUCCGUGUGCUUCUUGCGAAUCAGCAUCAGGCUAAUCUAGGCCCUAUAAUAUGUGUUUGCUACACAAAUCAUGCUCUCGAUCAGUUGCUUGAACAUCUUCUUGACCAUGAAAUUAAAAAUAUAAUACGGAUUGGAUCAAGAUCCAAAUCGACACGUCUUGCCGAGGUCAACCUUCGGGUCGUCUCAAAAUGUGUCGAGCCUACAAAGGAGGAGAGCAAGCGGCGUUUUAGCCUUUAUGAAAGCCUUGAAACCCAUCAGGAAAAAGUCAAUCAAUGUCUGAGUCGACUCUCAAAGCUUGGUGGAACAUCCAGUAUUAGAGAUUAUCUGUGGCACCACAACCGUCCGCAUCACUCUCAGUUGUUCACACACAAGGAUGAAGAGGGCUGGGAGACGCAAGGUGUUCAGUCGAAAGGGCCGAUGGUGUUCUGGCUGGGAGCUAAAGACUAUGGCGGAAAUGGUAACCAGGCACGUUCUCUGAACGACCUGGAAAAAGCCGAUGUAUGGAGUAUGUCGAAGCAGGAACGAAAGAAGUUGCACAAACACUGGACUGAGCGUUCAGCAGCGUUCUUACGCCAGGAAAUCGCCACCUCCAUCGCUGCACACCAAAAGGCCAAAGCGAGCCAUAGAAAGAUUCGAGAGCAGCUAGAUCUUCGUUGUCUCCAAGACGCAAAAAUUAUUGGCGUCACGACAUCAGGUAUGGCUCGCAAUUUAGAUCUUUUUCGCCGUCUUCGAGCGAAGGUUCUAUGCGUCGAGGAAGCCGCAGAGGUACUCGAGGCUCAUGUCCUGACUGCAAUGCUGCCAUCUGUGGAACACAUUCUACUUAUUGGCGAUCAUUUUCAAUUGCGUCCACAAGUUCAAAACUACGAGCUAUCACAGGAGAGUCCUCGUGGAAAGCAGUACUCGCUUGACAUGUCUCUAUUCGAACGACUUGUCGCACCACCUGAUGGUAUACCAGCUACUCGCUUGCCUUUCAGUACGAUCGAAACGCAGCGCCGAAUGGAUCCAUCUAUUUCCAGAUUAAUUAGGAACACGCUGUAUCCAGCCUUGAAAGAUGACGAUUCUGUGAAAGCUUACGAACCUGUCGCUGGCAUGAGAAACAGGCUGUACUGGUUCGACCAUCGAGUUCCUGAGGAUGCUGUUACAAGUGAGGAUAUGAAUGCGACGUCAAAGACAAAUGCAUUUGAAGUCGAGAUGGUGGCAGGUUUGGUAACUCAUUUGGUAAAACAAGGAGCAUACCAGGCAGAUGAAAUCGCGGUUCUGACGCCUUACCUUGGACAACUAAUGCUUCUACGGAGCCGACUAUCACAGUCUCAAGCAUUUGUAGUCGCGCUGGGCGAUCGCGAUCAGGAUGAGAUUGAAAAGGCAGGUCUUUCGACGGAGGAAGCAGAUUCUUCCACUCAGAUUGCAAAGACGACCUUGCUAUGUGCCUUGCGCGUGGCAACAGUGGACAAUUUCCAGGGAGAGGAAGCCAAAGUGGUUGUAGUAUCCCUAGUCCGAAGCAACCCGGAAAGAAAGUGUGGCUUCUUGAAGACCUCUAAUCGGAUCAAUGUCCUUCUCUCUCGCGCUCAGCAUGGCAUGUAUAUCAUUGGGGAUUCCGACACCAGUGGUUCCAUUGCGAUGUGGCGAGAUGUCGUUGGCAUGCUCGAGUCCGAAAAUCAGAUCGGGCCACAGUUAGAACUCAGGUGCCCAAGACACCCUGAAGACCUCAUGGCAGUCAAGACACCUGAUGACUUCUUGAAAUUAUCACCCGAAGGUGGUUGCACGCUGCGCUGCAUCCAAAGACUUGCGUGCGGCCAUGCUUGUCCUUCAAAGUGUCACAGUGAGCUCAUGCAUGAAGUUGUCAGGUGCCUCGAGCCAUGUCUGAGGAUCAAAGCAGGUUGCACUCAUCCGUGCCGAAAGCCGUGCUACCAACAAUGUGAUAAAAAAUGCUUGACCAAAUUGAUAGGGCUUGAUAUUGAACUACCUUGUGGUCACCAUAAGACCGAGCUCUUGUGCUGGGAGGUCCAGGAUCCGAAGAGAGUGUUGUGCAAGACAAAGGUUCGGAAAACAGUUCCAGGCUGUGACCAUGUUCUUGAGGUACCUUGCCAUGAAGACGUGACCACUUUAACCUUCAAAUGCGAUCAUGCAUGCAACAAAAGUCUGGAGUGCGGUCAUAAUUGCCGGAGAAAAUGUAGUGCCUGCCGGAUCAAAAAGGAGGAUAAGCCCGUCGCCAUCAAUCACGGGCUUUGCAAACAGCCCUGUGGUCGCGCAUUUGCUACAUGUGAGCAUAAUUGCGAAGAGACAUGUCAUCCUGGAAAAGACUGCUCUCCUUGCCCUCUACCAUGUCAGGUCCAAUGUAGUCACUCACAAUGCCAGCGACGAUGCUGUGAGCCUUGCAUUCCUUGCGCAGAAGAAGUUUGCGCCUCUCGAUGUCCUCAUAGCAGCUGCACAGCACCAUGCGCCGCUCCAUGUAACUGGUUACCCUGCUCCAAGCGAUGUGAGAGUAAGCUGCAAUGCGGUCAUCAGUGCCCAUCUGUCUGUGGGGAAGCCUGUCCUAAAGCUACAAUGUGUCAGAUAUGCGCACCGCAAGCUGUACAAGACAUGACUGUCGACUAUAUUGAAGGGCUAACAUAUAGGGAUAUCAAUCUCGACGAGGAGCCGUGCGUCUUUCCGGCCUGCGGUCACAUCAUUACUUUGACAAGCAUGGAUGGUUACAUGGACAUGGGUCGACAUUAUGAUACCAGCGUCGAUGGGUCUUUCACGGCUAUCAAGGCAUCGGCUGCUCCAUUCUCGAGCGCGGAAUUGAAGACUUGUCCAAAGUGCCGAGGCUCUCUCCGUGCGCUGUGCCGGUACGGUCGCAUUGUACGCAGAGCUCAUCUUGACGAAGCAUCAAAAAGAUUCAGCACUUUGGCCCGACAGACGUAUGUUUCCGUUGCAGAGAAACUGAAUGACGAGCUAGAGAAGCUUCCAGCGGCUAAGUCGCAGCUACAGCUGCAGCACGUUACAGAGCACUGUAAGCUCAAAGAUAGUAUGUCGUCACAGAUCUCUACCAUCAAAGCUGGAGCAAAAGAUUGUACCAGAUAUGACGCCUUGUUUAGUUGUCAUAAGAACAUUUUGAAGUACGUGAAGCAAUCAAAAGAGAACGAGAUGCCAUUCGCGCGUAUGUGCGAGGUCGUCGAAGCUAGAAGACGCCUGAACGGUAGCAAUUCUGAAGAGGCCUUUCACCUGGAUAACAGCGUCGUUACUAGUACAUAUCGACUUCAAGGUGUCGCUUUACAGUUCCGGUGCGAGAUCGCGAUCAUGUCGGAUUAUCUCACUAUGAUUACGAAAGCACUGGGUAGUAAAGCGAGCACGCAGAUUGCGAUCGACCUGUCUCAAAAUCGUGCAGAAUGUCGGCGCUUGAUCAAUGACGCUGCUACUGCCAAGGACCCUGUCCGCCAGACGGAAGGACAUAUAUUCAUCACGAAUCUUAUCGCCCUUGAACGGUCUCGAUGUAAGAACGAAGAUAAAUACAAAAUUUUCGAUGAAAAAGGAAAACGACACAUUGCUAAAGCUCGCGACCUCUGCAAAGCCAUUCCAAACAGUGUGACCCACUUCCUGCCGUCCGAGAUUGAUGCUUGUGAAAAAGCUCUGGCGAGCGGCUUCUUCAAUGCUCCACUAUCCGCUAAGGAGCGACGAGAAGUCCUCAAAGCCAUGGCUGGCGAGCUCCGAGGCACUGGACAUUGGUACUCGUGUGUCAACGGACAUCCUUUCAGUAUCGGCGAAUGUGGUAUGCCCAUGGAGGAAGCACGUUGUCCAACUUGCGGCGCAAGAAUCGGCGGCCAGAAUCAUCAGGCUGUGGCAGGAGUUCGUCGUGCAGACGAUUUGGAAGCAGAAUUGAGGCAGUUGCACAUCUGAACGAGUUUAAGAUAGCGUAAACAGAUUGAAUAUCGUGAUACAGCCCGAAGAGAAAUACAUAAGGUCAAUAUAGCGUGUGCCUCUAAAGAGAGGUGACACUGAGGCAUCCAACAUGAUGGGUAGAAGUUAUCGUUUCUCCUUUUUAAAGCUCGCAAAUAUAGCUACCAUAC